Messenger RNA from Hypanus sabinus (Atlantic stingray), 2899 nucleotides. RefSeq names its product transforming growth factor, beta-induced (gene tgfbi). NCBI's taxonomy places the organism in Eukaryota, Metazoa, Chordata, Chondrichthyes, Myliobatiformes, Dasyatidae. The coding region runs from base 56 to 2077 and encodes 673 amino acids. Gene Ontology annotation, cellular component: extracellular matrix. Gene Ontology annotation, molecular function: cell adhesion molecule binding. The transcript is spliced from 17 exons. The record is from RefSeq and is a predicted model, not a curated record. Gene Ontology annotation, biological process: cell adhesion; extracellular matrix organization.
AAGGCAGCCUUUUACCUCAGCGGACUGCUUAGAUUUUGCAGAGGAAACAGUCAGAAUGAAGUACCUUAUUCUCCUUACUUUUGCUUUAGUUUUCUUUUGCAUUACUCUGACCAAUGCUAUAUCAUCCUACCAACAAGUAUUACAGCACAGCAGGAUCAGGGGCAGGCAGCAUGGCCCCAAUGUAUGUGCUAUGCAGCAAGUAGUAGGAUCCUCCAAGAAAUACUUCUCCAACUGCAAACAGUGGUAUCGGCGGAAAAUCUGCGGUCAACCAACAAUUAUAAGCUAUGAAUGCUGUCCUGGAUAUUCCAAGGUGCAGGGUGAGAGGGGCUGUCCAGUAGCGUUACCAGUUAACAAUAUUUACAAUACACUGGGAAAUGUUGGAUCGAGUGACACUCAACUGUACUCUGACCGUGCCGGCCUCAGACCAGAGAUCGAAGGACCUGGCUCCUUCACAAUGUUUGCUCCCAGUAAUGAAGCCUGGUCAGCUCUCUCUGCGGAAAUUAUUGAUGCUCUCGUAAGCAAUGUCAAUAUUGAAUUGCUCAAUGCCCUGCAUUACCAUAUGAUCAACAAGCGUAUUGUCACGGAUGAGCUAAAGCAUGGAGUGGCCUUGCCUUCAAUGUACCAGGAUUUAAAUAUAUAUGUACACCACUAUUCCAAUGGCAUCGUCACCGUCAACUGUGCACGACUAAUCAGGGCUGACCAGUUUGCGACCAAUGGAGUUGUGCAUGUUAUUGACAGAGUCCUCAUGGCUGUUACAAAUUCGAUUCAGGAUUUUCUUGAAAUUGAUGAUAACUUUCAGCAGCUUAGAGCUGCAAUAGCUGCCGCAGGUCUUGAGACUAUACUCAGCAGCAAAGGCGAGUAUACCCUCUUUGCUCCCACUGAUGAAGCGUUCAGGAAAGUACCGCCCGCUACUCUGAACCGGAUUUUAGGAGAUCCAGAGGCAUUGAAAUCUCUGCUAAAUUACCAUAUUUUGAGAAAAGUGCAAUGCGCAGAAGCCAUAAUCUCAGGCGCACCCAUGGAAACUUUAGAGGGCUCAUCACUGGAGGUGGGCUGCAGUGCUAAUAGUAUUACGCUCAAUGGCAAGGACGUCAUCACUGAAAAGGACAUGCUAGCAACAAAUGGGGUCAUUCAUAUGAUUGAUGAGCUUCUGAUUCCUGAUUCUGCAAAGACCAUCUUGGAAUUGACAGAAAAGCCUGGUGUCACCGAGAUAGGUGACCUCUUCAGACAAGCUGGAAUGAUCUCCUAUUUGGAAAGACAAGAACCUUUGACACUUCUUGCUCCUCUGGAUUCUGCAUUCAAGGAAAAAUCUCUGGUUAUUAAUGAAGAAACAAAGGAACUUCUGCUGGACCACAUUGUGAAAGAGCAGCUCUCUUCUAAAUAUCUAUACCAUGGGCAGAUACUUGAAACGUUGAGUGGCAAGAAACUCAGAGUCUUUGUUUAUCGUAAUGCAUUAUGUGUUGAAAAUAUAUGUAUUGCUGCACAUGACAAAAGAGGGAGGUAUGGCUCCAUGAUGGUAAUGGACAAAAUACUGACUCCUCCAGAAGGCACGGUCAUGGACAUUCUGAAAGCUGAUGAUCGCUUCAGCAUACUGGUGGGAGCCAUCCAGAGAGCAGGACUCACUGAAACUCUCAACAGGCCUGGCACAUUCACCGUCUUUGCCCCAACCAAUGAUGCUAUCCUGUCUCUAUCCAGCCAUGAACAGAAACGAAUGAUGGAUGAUCCCACUUUGUGGAAGUAUCAUAUUGGCGAACAAAUCCUGGUUAGUGGAGGUGUUGCCAGCAAGAUCGUGAUGUUGAAAUCCCUACAAGGUGCUAACUUGGAAAUAGGAGCAAAAAAUCUCAUCAUUAAUGUAAAUAAAGUUCCAGUUGAAGAAGCUGACAUAAUGGCAACCAAUGGUGUCAUCCAUGCUAUUGGCAGGGUCUUGCAACCUUCUGAUGCAAGACGAUCACUAGAAAAUCAAAAUGGCAUGGAGAUCAGCAGUGAAGAUAUCCUGCGAUUUGGAGUCCGGCCUGCCAGGGUUGCUAACCCAAGGAUUCAGAGAGUUUUAAGUGGUGCUCUUCUGAAGAAAGGCAAAUAAUACGAACUGAAAAGCAAACCAUAAGUCAUCCAAACUUCUUCCAGAAACAUUGAAUUCUGAGGCACAAUCUUUCUCAGUUGAAUGUCUAUAUGGCCAUAAUACUUCAUUGCCUCAUUAUGAUUACAUAUUGCUUGCUUGUUUGUACAUUUUUGUUGCAUUGUUACUUUUUUUACAUCACUUGUGAUUGCAUUAUGCUUUAUUAAUGGCAUGGAAUCUUAUUUGAAGCUACAGUCAAUUCAACAAAGAAUUCAGUUAAAUACCAAAAAGUGUGAUAUCUCCAUGCUCUUGUAAGUUUAUGCAUUAGUGCAUAUGUGUAUAGUUCCCUUGUAUAUGCAUGCACGUUGUUCAUAUCUGCAUUUUGAAUCAAAGUGCGUGCCUUUAUAUAUGUAUGUUCCAAUUUGUGUUUAAGUGUUAGCAAAUACCUUAAUUUCACUAGAUAGGUGCCAUUCAGCAGAGUGUUUCUGCAAAUGACUUAGUUUCAAAAAUAUUGUUUGAAAAUAAGCCAACAUUAAUCUGUCGAAAGAUUUUCUGCAGUAUAACAUUAUAUUGUUUCCUUUUAAUUUUUAUGUUUGUAUUUUCUCUGAUAUGUGUGCUGAUUGUGUUUGUCUCAUAUCAGUAUUAAGAUAUAUGCAUGUCACAAGCUACAGUUCAGUUUAAUGCUAUUUCACCAAUGCUUUGGUAAGGGUAACUAUAUAUAUUUCCAAAUAUGUUAGAAAACAUUUUUAAAUAUGUAUUUAUCUUUAAAAUUUAUUCUGUAAAAUGUUCUUAAAAUGCUUUUUCCUUGAGGCAAUUUGCAGCUAUCAUAAAAGCUAAUUUUUUUUU